Molecule: messenger RNA, 4991 nt
Organism: Astyanax mexicanus (Mexican tetra)
Lineage: Eukaryota; Metazoa; Chordata; Actinopteri; Characiformes; Acestrorhamphidae
Gene: selenon
Product: selenoprotein N
Exons: 12
Biological process (GO): skeletal muscle fiber development; calcium ion homeostasis
Cellular component (GO): endoplasmic reticulum membrane
Source: RefSeq, a predicted model, not a curated record
GAAAAAAGAAAGGCAAAUACAAUGCUACAGUGGCUCUCCUGCUCUCCUCCAGAUUCCAGCUGUAACCCGUGAGGAAAAUGUGAGAAAUUGGAGGCUGGAAGGAAAACUGCUUCUCAUAUGAUUUCCACCGUCUAAUAAACGUUCUUCAGGGACCGUUUUUGGCCGGAAAGCUCGGAGAUAAGUCGGCGUUAUGCGAGUAACUGGCGCGGUUUAGCUCUGCCUGGACAUGACGGCGGAGGAGGCUGCUGGGGAAGCAGCGGCAGCACCGCGGACGGAGGCGCCCUCGUGCCCGGGGAAGGAGCGCGAAGCUCGGGCUGCGGUGAGCGGAGGAGCCGGUUACUCACGUAGGAGGUGGGCGCUCUCCACGCUGCUGCUCAUGGUUGCUGUUCCUGUUAUUGGAGUGGGCGUGAAAUACUGCCAAGACACUUUGGUGUGGAUGAGACAUGAAGCCGGAUUGAAGACACUGGGACCGGAGGGGCUCUUUUUGUUCUCGUCUCUAGACGUGGACCAUGACUUAUACCUCAGCCCAGAGGAGUUCAAACCUAUUGCUGAAAAACUCACAGGUAUCGCCCCUCCUGCAGAGUUUGAGGAUGAAUUUCUCCAUGAUCCCAAUGGAGAGACACUCACUCUUCAUGCUAAAAUGGAGCCUCUCCUGCUGGAGACCAUGACCAAAAGCAAGGAUGGUUUCCUGGGGGUGUCCCAUAGUUCCUUAAGUGGGCUCCGUUCAUGGAAGAGCCCUGUUGUUCCAUCCUCCACUUUAUCUGCGGCUCAGUUCCGAGUGUUUCUGCCUCCAAAGGAAAAAGGGAAGGUUGGGGACACUUGGUGGAUCAUACCCAGCGAACUCAACAUCUUCACCGGCUACCUGCCCAACAAUCGCUACCACCCGCCAACACCACGCGGCAAAGAGGUUCUGAUUCACAACCUGCUGAGUAUGUUUCACCCGCGGCCGUUUAUCAAAUCCCGCUUUGCUCCACAGGGAGUCGUGGCCUGUGUACGAGCUCUCAAUGAUUUCUACUACGAUAUCGUCUUCAGGAUACACGCCGAGUUCCAGCUGAACGAAGUCCCGAAUUUCCCGUUCUGGUUCACUCCUGGACAGUUCGCUGGUCACAUCAUACUCUCCAGAGACGCCUCUCAUGUCCGGGAUUUCCACCUUUAUGUUCCUAAUGACAAAUCUCUGAAUGUGGACAUGGAGUGGCUGUAUGGUUCCAGUGAGAGCAGCAGCAUGGAAGUGGACAUUGGCUACCUUCCACAGAUGGAGUUGCGAGCGGCUGGUCCGUCCACACCCUCUGUGAUUUAUGACGAGCAGGGGAAUGUGAUUGACAGCUCGGUGGAGGGAGGAGAGCCCAUUCAGUUUGUGUUCGAGGAGAUCCACUGGAGCUCUGAGAUCAGCCGAGAGGAGGCGGCCAACCGACUGGAGGUCACCUUCUAUCCCUUUAAAAAGGUUCCUUAUCUGCCUUUCACAGAGGCCUUCAGCAGAGCAGAAGCAGAGAGGAAGCUGGUUCACUCCAUCCUCCUCUGGGGUGCUCUGGACGACCAGUCCUGCUGAGGUUCGGGGCGGACUCUCCGGGAGACAGUCCUGGAAAGUUCGCCCGUUCUGGCCUUGCUCAACCAGAGCUUCAUCAGCAGCUGGUCUCUAGUCAAAGAACUGGAGGACCUGCAGGCCGAUGAGCAGAAUCUGGCACUGAGUCAGAAGGCACAUUUACACCUGGAGAGCUACAACUUCCCAGUGGAAAUGAUUUUGGCGUUACCUAAUGGAACAGUGGUGCACCACAUCAACGCCAACAACUUCCUCGACCAGACGUCCAUGAAGCCGGACGAGGGGCCGGCCUUUAGUAUCUCGGGUGGGUUUGAGGACCCCUCCACCUCUACAUACGUCCGCUUCCUCCAGGAGGGACUGGAAAAGGCCAAGCCUUACCUGGAGUCGUAGAAACACAGGACACAGGACCUUUCCACUGUGUGUGUAAGGGAGUGAAUGAGUGAGACUGAGUGUGUGAGAAAGUAUGUGUAUGUGUGUGUGUGUGUGAGAGAGAGAGAGAGACCGUUACGGGAAGUGAGCUAGGCUCCUCCAUGUCUUGGAAUGAACAGGAUGAGGUCAAUCUGAGGGGGUUUAAGUGGAGAUAAUGAGAUAAUACUGCGCUGGACUGACAUCUGGAAGAUUCUUGGCAUAACAAGCAGCUGCUGACCCUUUUCUCUAUCUGCUGCCUACAAUCCACAUUUCUAGCAAGACACACGAACAAAAAAGACCCACUUAAACACGAGCUUAGGCUUAGUGCCCUGUUCUGAUGGGGUAUGAAGGCUCUACAGAGCUAAAGAACCUUAUUAAUGUAGUGCUUUUUGUAGAGAAAUCUUUUAAACCCUCCAGCUUUUGUCAUGCUGGAGGACAUUUUUCUACUUCUGUUCAGAUUUUUUCACCAGAAGGCAUUUCAUUCCUGCGGUUGUGUUUGGUUUUUUGGUACUUGGCUUCUGUGGAUGCUGUUAUUGUAGUGUGUGUCUGCGGUUUGUUAAGAAGGAUGUGUGUGUUGCCCAGGUUGGCUGUGGGUAGUGGUUUCAAUGUGUGUGUUUGUGUGUGUGUUUCUCUCAGUGCAGGAGAGCCACAGGGCCUGUGGUUUCCUGAAUAAAGCAAUUUGUGAUGGCCCGGUCUGAAAGCUCACUGUGGCGGGACCGGGCCUGAUGUCGUUGCUUCAGUCCAGGGAAGCACAGCCUAUUAUCUCUCUCACACUGGUAGACAACACACACACACACAUAUGGGAUGGCUUAAAGAGUUCUGAGCAUUUCAGAAAGCAUAAUUGUUGAAAUUAUUAAAAUGCAACCACUAUGAUUAUUAAUGGGCUUUAAGCUGUGGUCUACAUUUAAAUGGGAAUUUUCCCACAACUAAAUGAAGAUUUAGGCCCAAUCCCAAUUCUCUUUUGUAUGCCUACCCCUUGUUUUUAAGGGUGAAAUCCACCCUCUAAGAAUUAGGACAACCUUAAAUCUCCUGAUACAGAUAUAGCUAUAGCAAGUGGAGUGCUAAAGUUCAGCAACCUAACUGCUGCUGCUAGUUAACUAGUAAACUUAUCGUAUGUCUUGAAAAAGGGUGCAACCAUGAACUAUUAUUGUCCAUUCCUUAAUUCAUCUGUGACGGGGAGCUGAAAUUUUUUUUUUUUUUUGGCUUUUAUUAGCUUUUAUUUUCCUGUUCCACCUUAAGUGGUGCAACAUACAGCAGAGGCUGCAGCAUUUAAGGUGGAACAGGGGAAAGUUAGCUAGUAGGGCAGCACGAUAUUGGAAAAAAAUUACAUUGCAAAUGUUUUUUUUUUUUUUUUUUUUUUUUGACGAUAUAUAUCGCAAUAUUAAACAAUUCAGGGCCAUGAUGUCACCAGCCCUGCCCCCACCAGUGCGCUGUCUCAUAUCUGGACUGAUCAAGAGCUGAGUCAAGGCCGAGCAUUCAAAACCCGAGAAAAACAGCAAAACAACAGUAAUCGGCCCUUUUAAUCAGGCUUUUAAAUGGCUUUUUAAAGGUAAAUAAGAGCGUUUUGAAAGCGUGAAUUCAGUUGUAACUGAAUCCCCCCCUUUGCGCUCCCCCCUCACGAUUCUCAGGCAGCAGCAGCCUGUCACUCACACAGACACAGAGACAACGCUGUGUAUCUACUUCUUGUGUCAAGAAUCAAAACAUUGUAACAUGACGUGUUUGAUUUAUUGCCUUGAGUGACAUUGCACGUCCUGCAAUGUGACUGUUGCGCAUGCUAACAUCACGAUGAAGAUGCAUAAACGAUACAUCGUGCAGCCCUAUUAGCUAGUUAGAUAGCUACUGAAGCUGCUUAUGCUUGUUAUAAGGAAAAUGGCCAUAAAACAGUGAAACUAUACAUUAAACUUGAGUAAUAAAGUGGUUAUUGUAAUUUUUAACAAGGAAAAUAAUACAAUUUAUGGUUGUUUGUGCCAGUGCCAUCUGUUUCGAGUGUGCCUCUAAAAAAAAACUCAGUUGGAAGGAUCAUAUAGCCCUAACAGUUUACCUAAUCUACCCCUCCUGCAUUACAAGAAUCUCUAGGCAAGCGUGAAUGCGGAAAACAAAGAUGUAGGACUAAGUGAUGGGGAUAUGAAAUAGGAUUAGGCCUAAAACGGAGUCCUCUCAGAGUUUUGCAUUCUCAGAAUUGUCAGAUUCUUCCAGAAUAGUGGUAAAUGGAACCUAAUGUAUCCAUAAAGUAUUUAACAGGUCAGUUUUCCAGUCGUGGAUUAAGCCUUGUUGUAGACUAUGUUUUCCCUUCAAUGAAAAUAAUCUCUAUAUAAAAUGCUGUGUAGUCCAAGAUUCAGCUUAAUCAUUGUCCAGGAAACCACCCCUAGAAUGUCCUAAUCUACGACACAAUUUGUUAUAAAUACAACAAAAAGGAGAUGCCGUGUUGCAUAUGCUCCAGUUAAAAAAAAUUGCUAGAAUUUGCAUUUUGCACUACUGGAUCCUAAGAAAGUUCUAAGUAGUAAAACAACAUGAUAAUAAGUACAAACAUUUGUCGAAUAGCCUACCUUCAUUUACCCCUAUCAUUUAGAAAUGCAGAGAUGCUCCCAACAGGUUUCCAAUACUAGUGAUAGGGGAAUAAAGUUGCCCCUGCAAAAAAUGGCUAUUCUUACACCAUUAACAAGCUCAAAAUAGCUCCACAUUUCAUUGGUAGAAUUCUGAGAGCUCUAACAUUUGUGAUAUGUGUAAAAUAACUUUAAAAAGUAGAGAGGUACAUGCAUGGUUUUUCAAAGCAAAAUAGUUCCUGUUCACAGCCCAGUUUCACUUUUAAAUCAGUAACCAUCCAAUCACUACAUGCAGAGCCACAGAGUUCUGUCAGAUUGAUGGAAAUCCACUGUAUUGGCUGCACUGUGAUCAUAGAUAUCUCAUCUGGAAUGUGAGGGAUUAUUGUAUACCACAGUUAAAUGUAUGUUCUUGAUUUGUUGAGCUCCAGAGUUAAAUUUUCCAGGGUUGGGGGUUGUCAGCAGGGGCUAGUGCUGCUAUAGAUUUCAGCUAUUGGCAUGAAUUG